GCGCCCGGGACCGGCCUCGGGGAGUCUCCGGUGCUCGGCCUGCCUGGCUCCCGGACGACAGGGAAGGGCCGGGCCGAGAGGCGAAGGACGGGCCGCCGGAUUAGCACAGACCACCGGGCAUCGACCUGGUGCCCAGGUGGGGGGCCGCCCCUUCCCCCUCCCGCCCCCUGGAUUUUAUCGGCUCCCUGCGCCCGCCGUGGGCCCGCCACCAUGAGGCUUCCCUCGCUCGCUGCGCACUUCCUCCUGGCUGCAGUGUGCUUGGUGCCGGUGGACGGCGAGGCCCAGGACCUCCCGGCGGCGGGGCCGCUGCCCACCGCAUCCCCGGACCGGCCCGGACAGCACGGCCAGCCUGAGGACCGGACGGCCGCGGGGGGCCCGGCCCCGGGGCUGGACCACCCCACCCUUCCCAGAGUCGCUUUCUCUUCCAAGCCACAAGCUCUGGUGCACCCCAGGCCAAAGCGGAAAUGGAGAGGGAGGAAGAAAAACCAAGGGCUGGGAAGGAAGAGAGACCCCUGCCUGCGCAAAUUCAAGGACUUCUAUCACGGCGAGUGCAAAUACGUCAAAAAGCUGAAACCCCCUCUUGCGUUUUGCCAACAAGGAUACCAUGGGGAGAGGUGCCACGGGCUGAUCCUGCCGGUGGAAAAUCGCUUGUACGGCUACGAUCACACCACGGCCCUGGCGGUGGUGGCCGUGGUGCUGUCUUCGGUCUGCCUCCUUAUCAUUGCCGGACUGCUCAUGUUUCGGUAUCAUAAAAGAGGAGUUUAUGAUGUAGAAAAUGAAGAGAAAACGAAACUGGGGAUUCCUUCUGCCCAUUGAUGGAAAUCCGGAAUGUUCAAGGAUUGGCCGGGCCUCGCUACCUCUGGGACGUCCAAGGAUGACUAUUGCACAUUAUGCAUCUCGGGCAUAUUUCAGAGCGGCCCACGGAGACGCCUCGAUUCCGGGCUGAUGACAAGACCGGGCCCCCAAAAGUUUCCACCUCAGAGCUUGAACGGGACAAACCAUUUGGCCGAAUAGACUCUGGAAGGGAAAGAGAACACUUUCGUCUUUGUUUCCUGUAAAAGUUGGUUCAGACAUUCACUCUCUGGUUUUUAAAAUACCAGUUAAUUCCACGUGCUCAAAGGACUCUGAAGAAGGAAAGAUAGGCUGGCUUUGUAUUUUUUCUUUUUUUAUGUACAUACACACACACAUUAUAUAUAUAUAUAUGCAUAUAUAUAUAUAUAUGGACAAGGAGGCUACACACUCAACUAGCCUCACAGAAGUCUGCAUUCAGGCCCUCUAGUUCUGUGCUUGGAGGGGAAACUGUGAAAGCUUACGAGUCCCAGGAUUCCAGACUUUGAAGACUUUUCUGAGGGAAAAAUAAUUUAACAGAUAUUUUUUGUUUAAAAAAAACCUUUUUAAAUUAUAUAUUUAUUUUAUUCUAUACAUCUAUUAAUUUAUUUAGUUUUUAACAAUCUAACAAUAAUAUUUCAAGUGCCUAGUCUGUUACUUCAGCAAUUUUCCCCCUCCCUGCCCAGGUAGACUAAAGGGUUCUAUACAGCAAGUAGCGACUUAGCAUCUGGGAAGAGUUAUGAUACUGGGAGGGGUGAGGAUGGAAUUCUGUUGUCAGGACACUGGGACUCUAAAUAUGUAGCAUCCACUCUAUGAGUUGGAGAAUGUUUUGCUCUUUAUAUUUUAUACAUUGUUUAAGUUUCAAAUGCUGAUUUGCAUGUAACAGAUUUCAGUUCUACUGCUUGUUUUCUCCCUCCCGGAGCUCAGUUAAGAGUAGUCCAGAAGGCGUUUGGUUCUCAAUGAGGAUAGAUAUCAGGUCUGUGGGCUGGGUGUGAGUGGGAGGAUUCUGCAUCAAUACAUUUCUGUUAUUCCAAAAAUUCAUCUGGUGCUACCCUAGGCGCAGUGGAAGGGUUAGGGGAGAGUGUUUAUUGAUCCUCAACAGGUUUAAAAAUCAAGGUGCUAGAGGUGACAAUGUUGGAGUAGGAUGGAUUCGGACCAUCUCUGAAAUUCAAAGUAGAACUGGGGUCUAAAUCUUGUAGUUUCUUCUUCUUUCUACUUGGCUGGGUGGGAUGUGGGGGAGAUCCCCAAAGAAGAAUGUCGUCGUCCCCAGCCACUGCCGGGGGAGACCGGCUUUAUCGUGUCACAACUAUCGACGCUCUGAGGAGUUCCUGCCAACUUCUGAACUGUUACAUCCUGUACUUCCAAAUUCGGUUCAUAUUUACACUUUACCAAGCAAAUAAAGAUAACACCCCUUCUCCCUGGA
Molecule: messenger RNA, 2251 nt
Organism: Ornithorhynchus anatinus (platypus)
Lineage: Eukaryota; Metazoa; Chordata; Mammalia; Monotremata; Ornithorhynchidae
Gene: HBEGF
Product: heparin binding EGF like growth factor
Biological process (GO): positive regulation of mitotic nuclear division; positive regulation of cell population proliferation; epidermal growth factor receptor signaling pathway
Molecular function (GO): heparin binding
Source: RefSeq, a predicted model, not a curated record